Molecule: messenger RNA, 1386 nt
Organism: Bipolaris sorokiniana ND90Pr
Lineage: Eukaryota; Fungi; Ascomycota; Dothideomycetes; Pleosporales; Pleosporaceae
Exons: 3
Coding region: 1-1386 (461 amino acids)
Biological process (GO): base-excision repair
Cellular component (GO): nucleus; mitochondrion
Molecular function (GO): DNA binding; DNA-(apurinic or apyrimidinic site) endonuclease activity; zinc ion binding
Source: RefSeq, a predicted model, not a curated record
AUGGUCGAUCAACAAAGUGACAACAGCGAAGGCAAGCCUAAGAAAGCCUCGAAAAGAAUCAAGAAGGUGGCUGCUCAAGAGCACGAUGCAGACGCCAAGCCAUCAACACAACCAAAGCGCAGCACUGUGAAGAAAGCCGCAGUAGAGGCAAAGUCCGAUGAGGACGACACAGUUGAAGACAAUAAAGUCACCAAGAAGACUGCCAAAUCUACGAAAAAGAAGGCUGAAGACGUCGAUGAAGACAAACCUAAAAAGGUUACCAAAUCUAAAGCCAAGCCGGCGAAGAUUCUACCACCCAUAGCAGAGCGUACCAAGGAUAUCAAGCUGCGAGUUGGCGCCCAUGUGAGCAUUGCCGGAGGCGUACACAAUGCUAUUAUCAACGUCGUGCAUAUUGGUGGUAACGCCUUUGCUAUGUUCAUGAAGAAUCAACGCAAGUGGGAAACGGUCGAUAUGGACCCAGAGCAUGCACAAUUCUUCGUCCAGUGGUGCAAAGACCAUAGCAUAGACGCCGCAGAGUGCUGCUUACCUCAUGGCUCAUACCUGGUCAACCUCGCACAUCCGGAUCCUGCACGCAAGAAACAGGCCUAUGACUCUUUUCUCAAUGACUUGACGCGUUGCCAUAGGCUCGGUAUUCGGUAUUACAACUUUCAUCCAGGCAAUGCUAACGCGACCACCCACGAAGAAGGCAUCCGGAUCAUUGCUGAGAAUCUCAACAAGGCACAUGCAGACCCGGAGACUGGCAAAGUUGUUACAGUUCUUGAAACCAUGGCAACCCUUGGCAAUACCAUUGGUGGCACCUUUUCAGACCUCGCAGCCAUCAUCAAGCUUGUCGAUGAUAAGAGUCGUGUAGGGGUUUGUCUAGACACGUGCCACGUUUUCGCCGCUGGUUAUGACCUCCGCACCCCCGAAGCAUAUGCUGAAACGAUGAAGAAGUUUGACGAGGAGAUCGGUUUGGAGUAUCUCAAGGCCUUCCAUAUCAACGACAGUAAGGCUCCUUUGUCAAGCCAUCGUGAUCUUCAUGCCCGCAUCGGCACUGGCUAUCUCGGGCUCGAAUCCUUCUAUAACCUGAUGAAUGAUGAGCGCUUUCAUGGCCUUCCUAUGGUUCUCGAGACACCAAUCGACGUGACUGACAAGAAUGGAAAGAAGGUCGAGGACAAGGGUGUCUGGGCCCGGGAGAUCAAAAUGCUGGAAAGCCUUGUUGGCAUGGAUAUCGAUUCUGAGGAGUUCAAGACACUGAGUGCACGUCUUCGAGAUGAAGGCGCUGGUGAACGCGAGCGUGUUGGUGACCAAGUACAAAGAAAGACGGCCAAAGACGCGAAGCCUAAGAGCAAGAAAGCGGCCAAGAAGAAGGUCGAGAGUGAAGAGGAGGAUGACAUAGAAGAAUAA